Aethina tumida (small hive beetle) is the source of this 1494-nucleotide messenger RNA. Its product is annotated as lanC-like protein 3 homolog. Gene Ontology annotation, biological process: carbohydrate metabolic process; peptide modification. The record is from RefSeq and is a predicted model, not a curated record. The transcript has 3 exons. The coding region runs from base 142 to 1443 and encodes 433 amino acids. Lineage: Eukaryota; Metazoa; Arthropoda; Insecta; Coleoptera; Nitidulidae. Gene Ontology annotation, cellular component: plasma membrane.
AGUAACAUGUAUUCAAAAAACACCAUUUAAAUAUUUCAUAACAAAGUUUUUCAUUGUCAAGGACACAAAUGCCAAAUUUGACUUACACUGUUUACAAACAAAAUUUUCUCCGUAAAAAUAUGUCGUGCAGAAUCAAUUUAAAUGCUUAAAAUAGGAUAUUUCCGGCACAUAUUUAGAUAUUAUAGCACAGGUGCACCGAGAAUCACAAUGCCAAACUUGCGAUACUUCAUAAACCCGUACUUGGACACAACAUUUUCCGGGGCUGAGCCCCACAUACCGCGAGACGACCUGUAUCAGGCAGUUCAGGAAAUAUUCACCAAAAUCGCAGACAAACUUCAACCUAUAGAGAAAAACGCUACGGACGGUAUCUACUUGGGCACAGCAGGUAUCUCGUACAUGUACUAUCAUGUAACCAAAAAUUUGAUCUUCGAAGAUCAGAAACACAAAUUACUGAACGAGGCGAUUCGCUAUCUGAAGCCGGCACUUAACGUGGCAACGUACAACACCAGACACCCAUCAGAUCUCCCAUCAUUUAUAUUGGGGAAUUGUGGAAUAUAUGCUGUGGCAGCUGCUGUUCACAAUGCCUUAGGUGACAAGAGUCAAAGUAAGUUGUAUGUUCAAUUGUAUCAAGAAGCCGGAAGGAUCUGCAAGGAACCUAAGUUCCUAAACUGCGGCUCUGAUGAAUUGUUUGUUGGUCGAGCAGGAUAUAUUUUGGGUGCAUUAUGGUUGGCUAAAGAAACGAAAACUGACUUGAAAUUGGGAGAUAUUUCGGAAAUAUGUUCUGUGAUGGUUAGUUCAGGCAGAGAGUACGCAAAACACCUGAAGAGCCCUUGUCCCCUUAUGUACUCAUACUACCAGAUUGAGUAUUUAGGCGCGGCUCAUGGUUUGUCGUCUAUUUUACAAUCUUUAAUGUCGGUACCUGGGUACUUGGACGCGCAUCCUGAUGUGAAGACUGAUGUUCAAGCGUGUGUGGAUUAUAUAUUACACCUUCAAAAUAUAGAAGGAAAUUUCCCUGCCGCCACUGACGAGAUAGGACUAGGAGCGGAAUUAGUGCACUGGUGUCACGGCGCUGGUGGUAUUGUUUACAUGAUGGCACGUGCAUACUUGGUAUUCAAAUCUUCAAAAUACCUGGAGUCAUGCAAAAAAAUGGCAGAAUUAAUAUGGAACAAAGGUUUACUGAAGAAAGGACCGGGGUUGUGUCACGGCGUUGCAGGAAAUGGAUAUGUAUUUUUGUUAAUGUACAGAUUAACUAUGAAUCCUAUGUAUCUCUAUAGAGCAAUAUGCUUCUUCCAAUUUAUGGAAACAGAUGAAUUCAAGCUUCAAUCAAGAGUUCCAGAUUAUCCAUUCAGUCUGUACGAAGGUAUCGCAGGCACUGCUUGCUUUUUGGCCGAUUUAACUGCUCCUAUUACUGCUGCGUUUCCAUUUUCUGAUGUUUUUGAAUGAAUGAUAUUCUAUUUAUACUAUUGAAAUUAAAUAAAAUUCGGCUGUGUGAUA